AUGGCCACGGCGACGGCGGCGGCGGAAGGCCUUGUGCGCCAGAGAGCGACGGCGACGGCGACGGGGACGGCUUCGAAGGCGUGGACGAGGGCUUCGACGGCGUCGACAGCGACGGCGACGGCGUCAAACGCAACGGCGUGGACGGCGACGGCGUCGACCGCAACGGCGAUGCCGACGGCGAAGGCGGCGGCGGAAGGCCUUGGGCGCCAGAGAGCGAGCCCGGACCACCUCCCCGUGCCUCCCCGCCCCCGCUCCCGGUAUCGGCACCGCGCGGCGGUCCGGCCGCAUCCCCUGGCCGUGGGCACGCCGCCCCGCCCCGCCCCCGGGCUCCGGCAUGCUCAGGCGGAGCACCGUGCCCUUCCUCCUCCUCGCCCCCGCGCUCGUCCGGCACGUCCCUACAACGGCGGACUGUUUGCCGCUCUCCUCUACCUGUGCGUCGCGCUCGGAGUUGCCGUGGAUUCGUGCGGCUCGCUGCGGGCCUACGGAGGCCUCGCCGCGGUCGUCGCCGCCCUUAUCAUCGCCCUUGUGCUGAGGCGUCCGCCCCGAUUGGCCCAUCAGGACAACCCUGAUGGACCCCGCCAGAUCCUGGCGGCUCCGGCUCGGCGGAUUCAACCGGAGCAACCCCGCCUCGCUCUCACUCUCACCAUCACCGGGAGCAUCCUGGACGCUGCGCAGGUUGCUGCUGCCAUCCGCAGUUUCAUGGCAGACAGCACCCGUCCGAUCCUCGCCGUCAGCCCACCCCAAGCUGACUCCUCCGACUCCGACGGGAGCGGGUCAAGCACCAGCGGCGACGACAUCAAUAACUUGUGGUAUACUCCCCUCCACCUCUUGAAAUCAGGGGAUGUCUGUCUCAUCCACCCCGCCUUCAUCCAGCAGCUCCAGGAGAUGGAUCCAUGGUUAACCGAAGCUGAAUCCCUUGAAUUGCUUCAGAGAGCGUUCAGAGAUGCCAACACCUCUGAUGGAUUCAAAAGAUUGUCUGACAUAGUUGAGGAGAACCGAGGGAUUAUCUAUGACGGUCUUCAUGUGUUGACAGACGGAUCAACUGGGGCUUCUGUCAUGACGAUGAAAAUUACUGCAAAGCUUAUUGACUUGAUCUGUCUUGAAUUAGAUGGGCAGAACUGGAAGUCAUGUCAGGAUGUCAAAAAGGAAUGCUGCUUUCAAGAGGUUGUCAGGCAAUCUGUAGAGGAGCUCCUUGAUGUUGCACUUUCAUUCAGCAACACAAGGUGGUCUGCUCAUCAUCCAUUGCAAAUGCUAACCAUCUUAGAUGCACUUGUCGAUGUCCUAUGUACCAUAAGGGAAUUGACUUUCAGCAGUACUGAGUCCAUGCAUGAUGUGGUUGCUCAUGUUUUUUACAAGAUGGUGGUUGAUUUGAGGGGAAUGCUUGAGGGGACUACCAGUACCAGUGACAUGCAUCGCAUUCGAGAAUGUGCCAUCCAUCCAGCAACCGCUCUUCUUGUACGAUACCUGGAGUUUUUCUGUCGCAACGGGGACAUGAUGCAGUUUGUACUCGGCACCGAGGAUUUCACUAUUGAGCUUAGCAUGAUCUAUGCUUGGGUCUCCAAACUCAGCGAAGAUGCAGAAGCAAUGUUCCCAGCAAAGGGUCAAAGGUACAUAUACAUCUUGAAUAAUAUGGAUUUUGUUUAUCAACUGAAGAAUCAUCCCGGAGGAUGCCUUUCCAGCGUAGAACUGCAGACGGGUCUCUGUUCGCUGAUCCAUCAGUACAUACAGAGCUACCUUGAUGAAUGUUGGGUCCCACUUUUGGGUGUUGAUUCUCUCAAGAGAUUUCUUGAAGAGUUCUUUACCAUCUGUGAUAGCCAGAUGACAUGGAAAGUUCGUACUGUGCUCAAGGUGACACUGCGUCGGGAGAUUGUGGGAUUAAUUGUUCCAAAUUACGUGAACUUCUUACAGGAAAAUCCUAGUUCGCACCGGACUUCCUGGUUGAAGGCCAGAUCUGAGAAACCAAUGUAUAUUGCUGUGUGGUUGGAAGAGAAGAUCAGUGAAUUCUUUGAGAGAUAA
Messenger RNA from Triticum turgidum subsp. durum (durum wheat), 2016 nucleotides. The record is from the annotation of a GenBank genome assembly. NCBI's taxonomy places the organism in Eukaryota, Viridiplantae, Streptophyta, Magnoliopsida, Poales, Poaceae.